Molecule: messenger RNA, 2179 nt
Organism: Aedes aegypti (yellow fever mosquito)
Lineage: Eukaryota; Metazoa; Arthropoda; Insecta; Diptera; Culicidae
Gene: PPP4R2r
Product: serine/threonine-protein phosphatase 4 regulatory subunit 2
Exons: 3
Coding region: 152-1936 (594 amino acids)
Biological process (GO): protein dephosphorylation
Cellular component (GO): protein phosphatase 4 complex; cytoplasm; nucleus
Molecular function (GO): protein phosphatase regulator activity
Source: RefSeq, a predicted model, not a curated record
GAUUUUGCUCUCGACGUUGAACGUCAUUUUUGUUAAUGGCGGUGUGAGAUUCGAUCGAGUUCGCGCAACUUGUUUGGUUUUGUGCUUGUGUUCGGUGUUAAAUUCCUGUGAAAUUUGUCGCCCCCCAUAAAACUGCGAUAUCCCGUGCAAAAUGUCCGCCAUGGAGAAUCGCGACGAAGUGCUGCAAAUGCUCGAGCGAUUCACGCGUCUCAAACAGAAGGAAAUCCCCCGGGAACUGGAGGACUAUCUGAGUUUUGUCGCACGAACCGGCGAUACCGUUUAUCCGUGGGCCGCGGUCAAGUACUUCUUCCGGACCAAGCUCAGCCAUGUCAUCAUGGAUUUCCACGAUAACACACCGAGCAUUGCCGAUUUGCCAAAGUGUCCCAAUGUGGAUCCGUUCUGUUACGAUCGGAUGAAGCGGACAUUGCUCAGCCGGAUGGAAUCGUUUAAUUCCGCCCCGUUUACCAUUCAGCGGAUUUGCGAACUGCUGAACGAACCGCGCAAACAUUACACCAGAAUCGACAAGUUCAUGAGGGCCGUCGAGAAAAACAUUCUGGUGGUCAGCACACAGGAACCAGGACGGAGACGAUCCGACAGCGAAAAUGGCGAUUCACUGGAUUCCAUCGUGAAUGGAGAUCUGGAAGUGAAUGUGGACAUCGAAAUGGAUAACGAGGCGUUCGGAAUUGAUGCAAACGAAAUGGCUUCCAAUGCAGCUUUAGUACCCUCGGUAAAUAUAACGACCCCGGCUCAUGCCGAAGAAGUACCCCCGACGAUGGAACCUGCGGAAGACCAGGAAACUGAGAAGCAACUGCCCGAUGAUGAACCAAAGUUGGCCAGUUCCGAUAAUAAUGACAACGAGUUGAAACCCGAAGAGACACCACAACCAGAAAUCAACGGGGGCGAUAAAGAUGAAUCCGUAGCCACAGAAGAAGAUGUCGCUAUUUCAGCUGAUAAGAAUAACUAUCCCGUUGAACCACAGCUCAAUUCACUGGAAGCUUCUGAACAAGACCAGCCCUCUGAAAAGCCUGCAGAAGAUGUAAUUGAUUCUGCUUCAGAUAUUGUCCACGACCAAGAGGAACUAGAAGAACCUUUACCCGCGGAACAACCAACUACUGCAACAGAGUCAGCUGCGGAAUCUCUUGAUACCGAUAGAUCUCAACCGUUGACUGAGCAACCGACUGUUACUCCCGCGACAGAAAUCGAAUGCCCAUCAAUUGACGACGGAGAGCCGAAAGCUAAAAUGGCCAAGCUAUCACAUGAAGAACCAGAAGCCGAAGAAAUCGCACCAGCAGAACCCAUCACAGAGGAACAGGAACCAGCUACGAAGGCAGAAUCGCCGGAACCAAUCGCUGCUCCCGUUGUUGCCACUUCAACCGAAGAACUCUCCGAAUCCGAUGUCGUUUCAGUUUUCCCUUCAUCAGAAUCGCUGGAAUCUGCCGAAUCCUCCAGCGAUAGCUGUCUCAUUUCCUCAGACGAGCCCGUGGGAUCGAGCGCUAUUUCAAUUCCUAGCAGUACAUCGUCCGACUCGAACACUUCUGUUACACCUGUGCCAGAAGUUCCGGCCGUACUCGAAACCCCUACCGUACAGGAACCAACAGUUAAUGAGUCACCAAACACAGCUGAAUCCACCCCAAGUGAACCCACGGAAGAUGCUCCCGUCGAGGAAGAAACAGUAGUCAAAACCGUUAAUCUUGAAGUACCGAAGGAAGCACCAGAACAACCUGCAAUCGCUCCAGCGAUUCCCGAUGAAAUGGAAAUGAUUCCGGCUGCACCAGUAGCGGAAAACGUGAUGGCGACCGACGAAGAGGAACAGCAGGCACAUUCCGGGGUGGCUGACACAGAGGUCCCCAUGGCGGCCGAUGCCACAGAAACGACUAAACCAGACGAGAAUGCAAUGGACAUUGACGAAUCUAGUGUGGAGCCGAUGGAUCAGUAAGCAAAAACCUCAGUGUUCAACCCUAGACUUCCCCUUAGCUAUAAGCCCACACACCCUGAAAUCCAUUACAAAUAUCUUUUUUUUUUUUGAGGCAACUGCUGAAGCAGCUGCACGAUAACCAUUUGAAGAGAAAACAGAAUUCUCGAUCACAAAAAUGAGCUGUAAGUAUUCAAAAAAAAGUACAGGACGCAAACUUAAAAGAAUAAAAUGAGUUGAAGUUGUAAUAGACAAGUGCUGACCUGA